UUAUCGUUCCGUUCACCUUCGAAAUGGACUAAUUCGACAAUUUGCGGUUCAAUCAUUUGAAAGCAGAUUUAUCUUUUUACUUGGAAAUGCUGAUUGUUGCUGUUUUUUGUUUGUUUGCACUGUCAGUAUCUGCUGAAACGGACCCAAAUGCCCCAAGUGAAUGCCUUUCAAAAUGUCUUACUCCUCUAGCCAAACUGCAAAGAAGUUUCUCCUAUGUGUUUAACAACUUUGAAAAAGUUUGCGACUUGCUCGAAGACGGAGCAUUUUGUGCAAGAAAGUGCACUCAAGAGGACCAAACGAAGUUCUACCAGUACACUACUUUUUAUCGAAUUCAUUGCAUUGACUAUGAAGAAGAUAUUCAAGAGCAUUUGACAUGCAUUGCAAAAGCCGCUGAAGAUGCUGAUUUGGUGUGUAAAGACAAAUGUAAGCAAGCCCAUAAAGUGGAGAAAACUGCAAGCAAGGAAACAAAAAUGAAGAAAGAAUGUUUGACAUUGGAAUGUUCGACACUAUGCUAUUUUGAUGAACUUGCUGAAAGCUGUCCAGAAGCUAGAAAUGUUCUUUUGAAAAUCAAUGUUGGACAAGUUCAUUCAAUGGCUUCUGCAGUUCAUCCAAUUACAAUGGAAAAGAUGCUUCCAGAAUGCCAGAACAUUCACAACACAGAAUAUAUGCGUUCGAAACUACUUGCCUCGAGCAGUUCACUUCUUAUGGAUCAUACUCCGUCGGAAAUGGAGACAGAACAACAACCUGUUAUCACUGCUUGAAAACUUUUAUUUGAAAAGUAUAAAUAUUUACGGGCCUUUUUUAAUUCUAGAACAGAUAAAUUUAAAUUUUCUAAUAAAGUUUCUACAGUACUUGACAUUGACAUUGACAUGACAUAUUCAAUGUUCACUUUUUCAAAUAUGUGUUU
Messenger RNA from Caenorhabditis elegans, 907 nucleotides. Its product is annotated as Chondroitin proteoglycan 4 domain-containing protein. The coding region runs from base 87 to 761 and encodes 224 amino acids. The transcript is spliced from 4 exons. The record is from RefSeq and is marked reviewed. Lineage: Eukaryota; Metazoa; Nematoda; Chromadorea; Rhabditida; Rhabditidae.